Molecule: messenger RNA, 5279 nt
Organism: Folsomia candida
Lineage: Eukaryota; Metazoa; Arthropoda; Collembola; Entomobryomorpha; Isotomidae
Product: serine-rich adhesin for platelets
Exons: 11
Coding region: 418-3822 (1134 amino acids)
Cellular component (GO): endoplasmic reticulum
Source: RefSeq, a predicted model, not a curated record
AAAAUUACGAAAAGAUCUCAUUUUCCAAAAUUAUGCCAGAAAAUAAUCGCAUCUUAAAUUAAAUUUAAUACGCGAACAAAGCAAAUUUCAUUUUAACGGCGUUUAACAACAAAAACGUAAAUAAUAAAUAUUCAAUUUUGAACUUGAGUUAUCAUCUUAAAAUUCGCAACAACCAGGAAAUAAUUUUGUGACACGUUACUUUCAUCGACGGGAUUGCGACACAAUUUGCAUAUCUCGUAAAAAUUGUGACUUCUUGAUAAAAUACGUAAUUCUGACUUUUAAAUUGGAAUCUAAAAUUACAAACAUUUUUGAUUCAAACAACGAUUUCUAAUUGUGAACAAAUAAAAACAAAAAUAACUUUUGCCCCAUCAAUUAAAAAUGUGCGAUUACAAGUAAACAAGCUAAUUUAAUCCUAAAAUGACGGAUUUGAUAAAUUCAUUAAAAAGUUUUGCCUACGCGUCUGGAGCGAUCAAUUGCGAUCGGAGACAUUCCUCAGGACAAUUGAGGAUAAUUCCACUAUUGAAUUUGACCGGGGUGGGAGGAGGCGGGGGACGGACGCCGAAUGAUAACGGAUUUUCACAAUGGAGAGACGCCAUGCGAAUGGUGGCACGACUUCCGGGCGGACUUCCGGUCGAAUUUAGACUCAAGCUGUGGGAAAACCUGUCAGAAAAGUACUUGUACGAGAAGGGGAUCCCCUGGUCACGUGUUCUCGCAAAGUCGGCCACACCCACGAGCAGAGAUGUCGAAAUAGCGGAUCAGAUUCACAAGGACCUCCACCGCACGGGCUGUACAGGAUUUAGUGGAGCCAAACAAGUAAAACUAAAGUCUGUCUUGGUCGCUUAUGGGCGUUGGAAUCCUAGCGUCGGUUACUGUCAAGGAUUCAAUAUGAUUGGCGCCAUGCUAUUAGAAAUGACGGGGGGAGAUGAGACGCUCACCCUCAAAGUGCUUAUCUUCUUGAUUGAAGGGGUGCUCCCUCAAGGAUACUUUAGCGGGGGUUUGCGUGGUUUGGCGGUGGACAUGGCGGUGUUUGGGGAGAUUUUGCGGAUGCGUAAGCCCAGCCUGCACGCGCAGUUGUGUCGUUUGCAAGGGGGGGAGGAGCAGCCCCCACUCAUCGACGUCUUCACCAUGCACUGGUUCCUCACCCUCUUCAUCCACUGUCUCCCCACCCCCUCCGUCCUCAGGAUUUGGGAUCUCGUACUAUUGGAAGGUUCGGAAGUCCUCUUAAGAACGGCACUAGUUUUGUGGGCAGCUAUUGAAACGCGGAUUUUGGAGGUUCGGAGCGCUGACCAAUUUUACUCCGUGAUGGGCGCCGUGACCAAAGAAAUGCUCGAAUUCGGCCUCAUGGACCCAAACUCUCUCGUCAAAUGCGUCGUGAGCGUGGGUCCAUUUCCGUUUCCCGGCCUGGUCGCGUUGCGCCAAAAACAUCGCGCCCUGAUCCAGCAGGACGCGCCCUACAAGUCAUUCUUCCUCGCAAAACGUGAACUCGACAAUUUGAAAAAGCACUACGCCGCAAUUCGCCAUCGACAAAAGGCGACCACCAUCAUCCUCAAGGGUUUGGAAACCACUCGGAUAAAAGUUCCUGGCCAGAGGUCCAACUCGCUCUUCAUCCCGACCACGAAGAAGACCACGGUUUCACCCCGACCUAAAUUUCGACGGGGGUCGAGCGGUGCGUCGAACGCGGGGAAUGCGACCACGACCGCGACGACACCACAACAAGGCGCAAAGGGAGCCCUCACACCGAGCAACAAUAACAAGACCAACACUCGCGCCACACAGCACAACGUGAUCAACAACAAUAAUCGACAAGGCGUCAUGACCGUGACGAAUCGAAAUAACGUUACGAACAGUAAUGUCAAUCGGCAUCAUGGAAAAAUGGCACAGGUUACCCAAACCUGGGACAAGACUUCGUCUUCUUCAUUGGCAUCAAAAGCAGGGAAAACGUUCCGUCGUCGCCGGACGCUUUCCUCCUCCUCCGUCGCCACGAGUUCUUCCUCCUCCACGGAAUUAUGCGACUCCUCCGACGACGAGAAAAGUGACCGCGGCGAGAAAACAGCAUCCUCGUCGUCCUCCUCCUCCGAAGGCGUCUGGUCCGACUCGGACAACAAAUGGGUCAAGAAGAAAAUCAAGGUCAAAAAAGGUCACAAGUCACAACAUCAACUUUCCCUCGAAAAGUGGGAACGCCUCGGACCCAUGACCCCACUUCUGGGUCAAGGAGGUCAGGAUUCCUCUAAGGAAAACGAAACGCCCCCUGAAAGCGAUGCGUUGGCGACGAAAUCGCCAAAAAACGAGGAAAACUUUUCAAUUUUCGAAAUGGGCGAUCUUCCCAGUCCAAGUUCCCCACAGAGCGACCCCGGCGCCACGAACGGUGACAAUGGCCCCAUCUUAUCAAGAUCAUCGUCAAUCAUCGACACGAACGAUUCACAACAUUUUCUCGAAGAAAUGUCGAAAUUGGGGAAAAGUGAUAAAUUCUAUGAAAAUCUAUCUAAACGAAUUUGUGAAUUGCAAUUUCAAAAUUUGAAAACUUUGAGCACCUGCAACACCGUAAUUGACCCAAAGUCUUUAGCCCUCCCGCCAUUUCCUAGGUCGCCCCUGGCCUCCCCGAUUAGCCAUUUCCCACCCACCGCGGGAGGUAUCGAAAACUUCAAUUUGCUCAAGAUUUCCCCACGUGGAUCGACAUCCGGGGGCGAUUGUUCCCCCGUGGCCACACCGGGUUGGAAAACUCCCAGUUCGCCAAACCCGCCACCUAUCACGAUUUCGAGGAAAACGUCGAAAUCUUCCAUGUCAAGCGUGGACAAUCCCCUGAGCAGUCUCGACAUUCCAGACAUCUGCGUCGUCGGAGAAGUCACGGAGACAAAAGUCAAGAGAAGUUCGAGGCAUCGUAGCAGCCAUUCACAAUCCUGUCCAGGGUCAGUUUCACCGACAGAUCUGGGUUUGAACUUCCCGCCAACGCCGGUCCCAUCCCCGCCCGUACUUCUAGCACCGCUCGAGUUUCCAGAAUCCGCAUCAAUCGCGGAAGGUACGUCACUUUUAAGCCCGCAAGUCACAGAACCAUCGUCCCCACAGAAGAACACUUCGUCCACGGAAAAUAGCCUAAUUUCACCAAAAUCCCCGAAUCUUGGGAGUAAAAGAAAACUAUUUUUGCGGUCGGCAUCCCCAGUUCCGCUGGACGAAGAUUUUCUCUGCGUCGAUUCGGCCGCAGAUUCGGCCGCAUUUCUUUUCCCGUCGAGUGACGAUCCCACCGCGGCGGAAGAAUCGACGAGUCCCGCAUUUCCGGUCGCACUUUGUCCCACCCAAUUCACGUCGGAUGGACAGGAAGAGUCGCUGACCUCGAGUGACCUUCCGAGCGAGGAGGAAAUCAAGAUUAAUGCCGUCAUCAGGGAAAACAUCGCCAUCUUGCAGCGCCUCAAGCUAAAAUCUGGGGCGUAUUUGGAUGGCUACGACGACGAAGAGGAGGAGGACGAUGAUAGCUACGAGGAAAUUGAGGACGACGAGAGUGGGAGUGGCGGAAGGAGGUCGGGUUCAUUGGGGUCCGAGGAUAGAGAUUCCGGAGUUGUCCCCACGUCCUCGAAGACGUUCCUGGUGAAAGAUCGACUUUCUUCCGUUUCGUCGAACGGAUCGAGUCGGAGCGGGUCUCGGAGUGGGAAGCGGCGGUGCAACGGGUGUGGCGGGCGACGGCUUUCUCGCGGAAACAGCAUUGGCUCCACGUGCAGUGCCGCGCCCAAAAGCGGUGGGUGCGGCACAACGGCUGGGUUCGGGUUUAACCCCUUCCCAACGGUUAGAAAGGCACGAUUGAGAGUUACCAAAUAUGGACUUUACAACUAAACGACCUAAUUCGCUUCGCCAACUUUGUAGCUUUGUAAACUUCGCAAAAUUCGUAUAAAUUUCACAAGGUUUAUAACUGUAUCACAUACUUAAAAAUAUGCAAACAUGCUUUGUAACUGUGUAAAAUUCAAGUUAUUGUAAACGCAUAGGCUUCACAAAAUUUGAUAAAAUGUUCGUAAUUCUGAUAGCUUCUAUUAAGCAAAUUUGACAUGGAAGGAAGUUGAAAUAUGCCAAGCUUACGAAAUUUAUACGCGUGACUAAUUUAAGGAUAAUCAGUACUUAUUUACCCAAUGAAUCACAUUUGUAAAUAUGAUGAGAUUUGGAACCGCAAAGAUUUCCGUUAAAAUAAAAUACAAAAUCAACAAUUUGUUGGUUUAGCUGAAAUUUUAUCAGUAUUUAACGAAACUUUUAAUGUCGUAAAUUCCAGGAAUUUUUGGAUUGGAAUGAUUUACACGUCGUUUUCAGAUAUUUAAUUUGCCAAGAGUUAGUACAAGUUAAGUGAGUUAAUGCUUGAUUUGGGACUGAAAGAUUACAAAAUUUCCCAACCCAAUUUAAAAGUAUUUCAAAACUUCAGAAAUUAUAAUUUAUUCGGUGGGAUGAUCUACCUCAGCGGUAGACGUAGAGCUUCGUUGACCAUUUGCUACCACUUCAUUUUGAGAGUGAGUAGAUUUAAGAUUUAAAUUAAAUCAUUUAAUACCAUAAAAAUGAUUCCAUAGUUGGCGAUAAACCGCAAGUGAGACUAAUUAAGUAGACAAUUAUGUAAUACUAUCAACUAAUUACAAAUGAUAAUGCCGAAAUGAGGUACUAAUUGCACAAAAAUUAUAAGUAGAGUAGAAAAAUCAAUUCUGUAAUGACUCUACCGAGUUUUCUACCAUUCGGUAGUAAAAGCUGUAAAUAUUGGUCAGGAUGACAUUAAUUAGUGCUAAAUGAUUGAUAACUGAAACAAUAUGACUGACUUAAAAUUAAUAUUUCUAAUUUCGUAUGUCUGAACAAACCAGAAAUUACGUCGUAAUUAAGGGAUUGCACAUAAAAGAUGUGAUCUAAGCGUUUAUCAUUCGGGUCACCGCAAGGUCACUGAAAGAUUGUGGAUCAAAUUUCACCCAAGAUUGAUCACAUCCUUUAUGUAAAGUUCCUUUUUAAAUUCUGUUGUUAAUUGGCCUCACAGUGAGGCCCUCACUGUUAGUUAAUUAAAAUGAAAACAAAUGCACAAUGUACGUAUGUAGUAAUGUAACGACCUGAAGUCCUGCCAUUUACAGAUAAGAAACCCUAACUGUUAAAUAAUCAUAUAUGCAACUAUCAUGAAACUAGUUGAGACUAAAAUUUAAAUUAAACCGUGAAAUUCUUGUUGUGAAAAUUCGUAAAAACUAUAAAAUUGAACUUAAAUUCUAAAAUACUGAAAUAGAAAAUAUAAAUAGAAAUAUGUGGUGAAAUAAACGAUAUCUGAGCUAGAUGGGAAA